This is a messenger RNA of Microtus ochrogaster (prairie vole), 2585 nucleotides long. RefSeq names its product mitochondrial calcium uniporter regulator 1 (gene Mcur1). Gene Ontology annotation, cellular component: mitochondrial inner membrane; mitochondrion. Lineage: Eukaryota; Metazoa; Chordata; Mammalia; Rodentia; Cricetidae. The record is from RefSeq and is a predicted model, not a curated record. Gene Ontology annotation, biological process: positive regulation of mitochondrial calcium ion concentration; calcium import into the mitochondrion.
UCCCGCUCGCUCCCGAGGCGACUCGUGGUCGGGGCCGCGCGGGAGCGACAUGCCUGCGCUCCCGGGCUUGUGACCCGCUCAGGGAUGGACUGCGGCUCCGUGGCGGGCGAGCGGCCGAAGCGCACGCCGGGCCGUCAGCGGCUCCUGCCCUCCGGCUGCAGAGUUCCUGCGCGCCCCGGCAUCUCCCCGGUGCCCGGCGGACGAAGCUGGCUGAGGCCUCGCGGACGGGCCGCCCGCGCGUCCCCGCUGCUGCUCCUCCUGCUCGUGCCCUCCCCGCGCCUGGCCGCCACCGCCCCGCGUAGGACGCUGGCUGAGUGCACGCGCCCGGGGCACGCCGUCCCCGUGGCCGCGCUCGGCGCCGGCAGGAACGCGCAAUGCCGUCUGUCGCUGGGCGCCGGGCGUGUGGCCGCGCUGGCAAGCAGCCGGAGAGAGCUCAGCCUGUCUGCUGGGUGCCCGCAGCUGGAGCACAGAAAGGGGAACUUGCCCUCUUCUGUGAGUCGGAAGCUCUACUUUGACACCCACGCUUUGGUGUGCUUACUUGAAGCAAAUGGGUUUACCACUCAACAAGCGGAAAUCAUUGUGUCUGCGUUGGUCAAGAUCACAGAGACCAACAUGAAUAUCGUCUACAGCGAUACUGUCACCAAGGUGCAGCAGGAAAUCACUCUUCAGCAGAUAAUGUCUAAUAUUGCUAACGUGAAGAAAGAUAUGGUGAUCCUGGAGAAGAGUGAGUUUUCCGCCCUCCGAGCAGAAAAUGAGAAAAUAAAACUUGAACUCCACCAGUUAAAACAGCAAAUGAUGGAUGAAGUACUCAAAGUCCGGACAGACACCAAAUUAAACUUCAAUCUAGAGAAGAGCAGAGUAAAAGAAUUGUACUCACUGAACGAGAAGAAGAUGCUGCAGCUGAGGACAGAAAUGGUGUCCCUGCACGCCCAGCAAGACAGAGCCCUGACCCAGACAGACAGGAAGAUAGAAACCGAGGUGGCUGGCCUCAAGACUUUGCUGGAGGCGCACAAGCUCGACACGAUCAAAUACUUAGCAGGGUCUGUGUUUACGUGCCUAACAGUAGCUCUGGGAUUUUAUCGCCUGUGGAUAUAAUAAAGUGCCUAUUUAAAGAAAUUUCUACCGUUUUGCCUCAAGAGUACAAGAUUGUUGUCCCAUCUACCCCAUCCUACUUUUUGCUUCUUGUUUCAAGUUUUAACCCUAAUUUGACUUCAUGCAUAUUGUUUAUUUUUGUGCAAACCGUGGAUCCGUAACCAAGGUGACGAAGUCGGGAUUUCUGUAAUGCUUCUUCAGCGCUCCCCUCUUUAGUUGACUUUCUGACGAGCAGUGUGGACCACGCUUUCAAGACUCCAUUCGACCAAAGCAGUGGACUUGGUCAGUAUAUGACAAAAAUAAAUACCGGUGUCGUCCUCGGCUGCUUUAGGUAGUUUGUAAGGUGGAGAGCUCGGGAACUCAUUUUGAAGACAAAAUAGCUUUAAAUCUGAAGAAUCCUGGGAGUCCAACCCCGAAUACCAUCUCUUCUCCGCCUCUUCAACAGCCGCUCCCCCUUGGCCUAGCUUCCAGCUGCGGGAGCUGCAGCAUCAAGGAAGCUGCACUGGUGCAUCUUAGGGGCCUUUGUUUUCAUUGUCUUAGUAAAAUACGGUGCUUGUUGCUGCGCGCCUGCAGCUGCGAGUCCUGGUGCCUAACGCUGUUUUGUGAGCCCCAGCACAAGGUUUUUCACUGUUGCCAGUCAUGUGUUUCUGGUAUUGAGACAAGGGCUUGCUAUUUAGCCCAGGCUGGCUUUGAGCUCAGUCCCGCAACAGUGCCACCACCCCUAGUGUCUGUCUUUCAGACGGCUAGCUUCCCUGCUCUUCAUCCUCAUACUUUCCUUCACCGUGUGGGAGCUCACCACACUCAUGGCGUUACCUCCCUAGAAAACGUGGAAUUCUUAGAAUGAAACCCCGCUUCAGUUUGGGGUUUCGAGUAAACGUCCUUCUGGUUGUCACCUAUUUUUUUUUUUUUUUUAUAAAAUGGCACACUGCACUUUCCCCUGUGGGCUGUCUAGAUGGUGUCACAGCUCAGGCUGUCGCCCGCCCAGGGAGAGCCGCCACGCUUGCCAUGCGCCUCACGCGCAUUGAUUUCUUUGUGGCUGGAGAUGGCCUCACAUCCACCUUUCCUCUGUCUUUAAAACAAACAGAAGCUGGUGCAGCAGGGUUUUUCUGGAGAAGCGCCUGCUCCUCUUAUUUAAGGUGUUGGCACAUGGAUGAGAGUGAGCAUUUGGGAAGCGGCGACACCAAGGGACCCUUCCUGUCUUUCUCUCACGCAGGCACGAAUGUACAAGCUGGUGCACAGUGUAGAAACCCCUAGAGACAUCACCACUAGAUAUGUGGAAUAAAUCAGCCCCUGUCACAGUUCCAACCACAUUGCUAAAAAUAAAGGCUACCUUUUGUUCCUUGAAUGUAAUUUCCAAGUUUUAGAAAUCAUUAAGUUCUUGCCUCUUCAGAAAACAUUUGUGUAAGAAGAUUCUGAGCCCCACAUAUUAUGGAAACCAAGUGCUUUUGUAUUAGAAGAGUAUCAGGGUGAAACAGAAGUUUAUCCUUUUUAAA